Molecule: messenger RNA, 755 nt
Organism: Tripterygium wilfordii
Lineage: Eukaryota; Viridiplantae; Streptophyta; Magnoliopsida; Celastrales; Celastraceae
Product: autophagy-related protein 8C-like
Exons: 6
Coding region: 162-521 (119 amino acids)
Biological process (GO): cellular response to nitrogen starvation
Source: RefSeq, a predicted model, not a curated record
UGUUGGAAUCUAUAAGGAACGCUAUUAAGCUAAUCCUAUUUUAAACAAUUCUCUGUUUUUUUUUCUCUCCGCCCCCUUUAAGCUCAUUUCUUGAAACGGAAACCCUAAUUGCUUAAUAAAAGAUUCUUGCUUUCGUGUUGGAGAAUCGUGCAAGUCUCGCCAUGGCCAAAAGCUCCUUCAAGCUCGAACAUCCGUUGGAGAGGCGACAAGCUGAAGCUGCUCGCAUUAGAGAGAAAUAUCCUGACAGAAUACCUGUAAUUGUUGAAAAGGCUGACAAGAGUGAUGUUCCCGACAUUGACAAAAAGAAGUAUCUUGUCCCUGCUGAUCUAACUGUAGGCCAGUUUGUUUAUGUUGUCCGGAAAAGGAUCAAGCUGAGUGCUCAAAAGGCUAUCUUUGUCUUUGUGAAGAACACUCUACCUCCCACUGCUGCAUUGAUGUCUGCAAUUUAUGACGAAAACAAGGAUGAAGAUGGCUUCCUUUACAUGACUUACAGUGGAGAGAACACCUUCGGGACUAUUUAGUCUUUUAAGAGACUGAUAUAACUCUGUAAAUAGAACCUGAAUGGUGUAAAUUCUCUGCAGUCGGUUUUAAGUAAACUAUUCUUGUUACAGUCCUUAAGUUUUAAUUUGGCCUAAUGGCACUUCUUGGAUUGAAUGAAUGGAAGUAUUUCCCAAUUGUAUUUUGGCUUUUGCGUUGUCGUUAGAUAAACGAGCUUUCAAUGAAAAUGAGAUUUUGGAUAAGUAUCCCAAUUCACU